Guillardia theta CCMP2712 is the source of this 2097-nucleotide messenger RNA. RefSeq lists its product as hypothetical. The transcript is spliced from 9 exons. The coding region runs from base 1 to 2097 and encodes 698 amino acids. The record is from RefSeq and is a predicted model, not a curated record. Lineage: Eukaryota; Cryptophyceae; Pyrenomonadales; Geminigeraceae.
AUGGCGCGUUGGCUGUUGGGAAUCACGGUGUUGCUGGCGAUGGGAGCAGGAGGAGCGGGAGGAGCAGGAGGAGACGGAGAAGGAGGAGGAGGAGCAGUGGAGCGAAGCAUCAGGCUUCUCCGACCUUCAACCAGGGAUUUUGUUGAGGUGAUACAGGGAGGGUCACUGGCAUCGGACGUGGUCGUGGAGCUGAAGAACUUCGUGGUUCCAAGUGAUGGCUACAUGAUGGUCGAGUUCCUCGAUAGCAAGCUCUUCCUCUGCCCAGGCAUCGUCUAUGAUCUUCAGGAUUGUGACAUGACGGGCAAACCGAUCGAGUCGAGGUUCGCUUUCACCUUGAUAGGCAUAGAGAUGGGCUUUCAGAACGUUUGCGUCUCUAUCCACGACUGGGAAUCCAAUAUGCUCUCCAACGACUGCCGAGGUCUUGUAGGAAGUCAAGCAUUUCCUGGGCCAUUGGAGACUGUCACUUAUUUUCAGGACAUGACUGAAGAGUUUCUUGAUAGAAAUCUGCCUCGCAACAUUCUGCAAAAGUUGCUGACCUUCAGUUCGGAUCUCGACCCGCUCGUCUGGAUGAUACGGAGUGAAGGCUCAGAUCUCUCUCAAGCUCACUCGAAGUUUUCUCUUCCUGCUCUCAGCUAUCACACUGUCUGUUUGAUGUGCCCAGUUGCCUCCAACCCGAUUGGUUUUAGGGCCCUGCAAGACAUCUCUCAGCUGAAACAACUUCUGUUGAGUGAUCAUGACGAUGGGAAGUUGUUCAUCAUUGAUGUUGAGGGCGACGAGGUCAAUUUCCAGGAAAUGUUUGAGCCCGACGACAUGUCAUGGCUUCCAGCCAUCAAGCCGGUUCAUGAGAAGACUGAGAUAGAUGCAGCAGCUGAUCUCCUUGUCAGGGAAAAACCCGAGCUGAAGACGCUGGUGGAUCGCCUAGCAGGCGUUGGAUACCAUGGAUUCUUGGUCGGCACUCAGAGAAUUUCGAUCCUCAACGGGGACAUGUGGAGCAAGAUGUAUGAAGAGUCAGUUGAUACGACCGAUGAAGGCAGCAAGUUGCUGUUUGCAUUCAUGUCGUAUGAAAGUGAUCUCUAUGCCAACAUUCUGAUGGACUACAACGCAUCUGGGAUGACCAUCGGCUGUGCUCCUCGAUCGAUGAUGUCAUUCCACACCCCUAACGGCUACCUGGCGGACGACUGCCCUCCCAACUUCAACAUCUACCGCACAAGCCGCCUCAAACUGUUCGAGAGCGCGUUGGCUAGUGGCAAUCGACGUCUGCACCCUUCCUCUCUCCUCAGGUACCGGAGAAACGUGUACUCAGAAGCCGGGGAGGACGGGAUCACAGAGUUCAUCAUGGAGGCGCUGGGGGUGAAGGAGGGGUCCUGCUUCGAGUUCGGGGCCUGGGACGGGAUCUUCGCUAGCAACUGCCGCUAUUGGUUCGAGAAAGGAUGGAGCGGGAUCAUGAUCGAGGCGGAUGAAACAAAGUUUCGAGCGCUUCAGCGCAACUACCGCAAUCUCCCUCGAGUUGCCCUCAAGAACGCCAUGGUGGAGGCGAAGGGAAACAACUCAAUCCUCCACCUGGCGGAGGAGCUCGCGGAGGACGGGAAGGUUGACAUCCUCUCUAUCGACGUGGACGGGCUGGACUACGAGCUGCUGCUCUCCCUUGAGCACCAGCCCGAGUUCCGUCCCUCCCUCAUCAUAGUCGAGACCAACGGCUUCAUCCGCCCCGACUUGAGCAGCAAGCUUGACGUCGAAGCCUCGUCGCACAAUCUGCAGCAGUCGCUCAAAGUCUUCCAGCAGCUGGGGGAGCAGCUGGGGUACGAGCUCGUCUGCUUCACUCAGAACGCGAUCUUCCUGCGGCGAGACCUGGCAGAGGAGCUGAAGAGGAGCUGGAGGUUGGAGCCCUCCUGUUCGGUCAAUCGGCUCUACCUCGAUGCUCUCUCAACCAACUGGAACGACAUGCUGCUUAACAUCCAGGCGACGAGGAAGGGAGCGACUGAGGCGGAGAUUCGAGAGUUUGGAGAGUUCAACACAACGAUCUCGAUGGAGACACUCGAGCAUCUGGCGCGGGAGGAGGAGAGAAGAAAAUGUCCGCAGGCACUAUUUGAGGGUUGA